AUGAGGAUAGUAUGUAUUGGUUGUGCUCCAACAACAUUAGGCUUUGCCUAUCGUUUAAAUGAAAUCAUAAAAGAAGGAAUUGAAGAUGUUGAGGAUAUUGAAUUAAUUGUCUUAGAGAAGGAAAUGAAACCUGGGGGGCUUUCUGGAACGAUUCGAGAUGAACAUGGAUUUCUUUGGGAUAUGGGUGGACAUAUUACAUUUUCACAUAAUUUUCCUUAUUAUGAAAAAGCAACAAAAGAAGCAAUAAAUGAAUGGAAUAAUUUAGAACGUAAUUGUAUGGUUGACUUAAAUUAUUUAUACGGAGAACCUGGUAUUAAUCUCGUUCCAUAUCCAGCUCAAUUUGCUGUCCCUUUAUUCCCUGAAGAAACAAAAAGGAAAUGUUUGUCAGAAUUGAAGCAACGAUAUGAAGAUCAAAAUAUCAGUCAAUCAUCCCCCACUGAUUUUGAAAGUUGGGUUCUCCAUCACUUUGGUCCUUCAAUCCUUGAGAUUUUCUUCAAGCCGUAUACAAAGAAAGUUUGGACUGUGGAUACUUCCAAAAUGUCAUGUUCGUGGGUCGGAACUAGAGUUGCUAAGUUACCACAGGAAAAACUUGAAGAAUUAUGUGAAAUGGGAAAGGAAGAAUUAAAAAAGGCAGAUUUUGGUUGGGGACCAAAUACUCAUUUUACUUUCCCCAAAUAUGGCGGUACAGGUGCUGUUUGGGAAAAGAUGGAACAACUGUUGCCUUCAAAGUGGUUCAAAUAUGGUACUAAAGUGAUCAAAAUUGAUUACAACAAGAAAAGGCUAGUAUAUACAAAUUCUGAAGGAAGAGAACAUCGUCUUAGCUAUGAUAUUUUAAUUAAUUCUGGACCGAUAGAUUUACUUGUUGAACAGACAAAAAUAUGUACUCCCUUACAAUUAAAGCAUAAUAAGGUAAUUAUUGUUGGUGUUGGGUUAGAGUUGCCAUUUACUGAAUUUUGCCAGAAAUUUACUUGGUUAUAUUUCCCUGAUCCAAAAGUUCCUUUUUAUCGAGUUACUUUCUUUUCGCGUUAUGGAGAUGUUACUCCAGAUAGUAGCAAAUAUUGGUCUGUAAUGUGUGAUUGUGCAUUACCUUGUGAUGAUCCGGCAACAGAAGAGGAAAUUCGUGAUCAAGCUGUUGAAGGACUUAUAAGAAAAACUAUAAUUAAAAGAGAAAAAAUUGUUUCGAUUUUCUCAAUUACUUUACCUUAUGGUUAUCCUAUUCCAACAAUUCAAAGAGAUUCAGAACUUUCCCGUUGCCAUUCAAUUCUCGAAGAAUACCAAAUUUAUAGUCGAGGGCGUUUUGGAGGGUGGAAAUAUGAAGUUUCCAAUCAAGAUCAUUGUUUUAUUCAAGGAAAAGAAUUGUGUGAUAGACUUGUUCUCGGUGAAAAUGAAAAAUUAUAUAAAACACUUGUGCCAGAAAAGAGAGGAUAA
Molecule: messenger RNA, 1428 nt
Organism: Meloidogyne enterolobii
Lineage: Eukaryota; Metazoa; Nematoda; Chromadorea; Rhabditida; Meloidogynidae
Source: the annotation of a GenBank genome assembly